GUCUGGGGAGAGCCGCGCAGCACGUCCCCUUCCGGCUCGCGCGGGCAGCCUCGCAGAGUCCAACAUGUUGGGGUUUCGGCCCUUAGACGACAGCAGUGAUCAUAUGACAGCGGUAGCCAUGGCAUCACAGAUAAUAGGGACGUUCCAAGUUUGAAGUUUUACAAGGCAGAUGUGAUAAGCGUGUAAGAGGAAAAGAAGUGUGAUGGCCAAGAGUUCACAGAGGAAGCAACGUGACUGUGUAAACCAAUGCAAAUCAAAGCCUGGCUUGAGCACCUCAGUCCCUCUGAGAAUGUCCAGUUACACAUUCAAGAGGCCAGUUACGAGAAUUACACCCCAUCCUGGCAAUGAGGUCAGAUACCAUCAAUGGGAGGAGAGCUUGGAGAAGCCUCAGCAGGUCUGCUGGCAGAGGAGACUGCAAGGACUCCAGGCUUACAGCAGUGCAGGAGAACUUUUAAGUACUUUGGAUCUUGCCAAUACCUUGCAAAAACUUGUCUCUAGUUACACAGGUGGAUCUCUGCUGGGGGAUCUUGGCAGUGGUCUGGAGCACUCCUGCCCCGUGCCCCACCUUGCCUGCUCUUCAGAUGCGGUGGAGAUAAUUCCCAGAGAGGGAGUGGGUAUGUCGCAGCUCCUCUGCAAACAAUUUCUGGUCACUGAGGAAGAUAUCAGGAAACAGGAAGGGAAAGUGAAGACAGUCAGAGAGAGACUUGCAAUAGCACUGAUUGCCGACAGGCUCGCUAAUGAGGCAGAGAAAGUGAGAGACCAAGAAGGCUGUCCUGAAAAACGCUAUGGAAAAAAGGGAAGAUAGUGCAGAUGAAAUAAAGCAUAAUCCUUUAUUAACAUCUC
Messenger RNA from Symphalangus syndactylus (siamang), 843 nucleotides. It is a transcript of the gene MBD3L1, whose product is annotated as methyl-CpG binding domain protein 3 like 1. The record is from RefSeq and is a predicted model, not a curated record. NCBI's taxonomy places the organism in Eukaryota, Metazoa, Chordata, Mammalia, Primates, Hylobatidae.